CUGACUUCCGCAUCUCACAUGAAUGAUCUGCCUCUGCCUCAGCGAUUCUUCUUCUCUGCAUGUAAAAGUAAAGUUUUAUGAACGUGGCUACUCUCUUGACCUACAGUAUCAGAGGAGGGGGAAUCAAUAUGAUGUCGUCAGUCCUUUGUCAGAGAGGAGCACUGCAUGAACAACACAACAUCCUGGAGACUCCUCUUUCUGUCAGCUCAGACAGUAGCAUCCCUCCCUGCAUAGGAACACACUCCGUGAAGAAGCAAACAUGUGUGCUUGCUGAAUGUUCAGAAAAUGGCCAGAUUUAGACGUAAAUCUUGUUUGGCGUUGCUGGCAUUGGCAUCUGUUAUUUUCAUAAUCAUAGUCAUUUUGAAAUCCUCAUCUGAACAGGCCUUGGACUUGCCAGAUGCAUUAGGUCCGGAGCUGUUUCCUCAUGCCAGCAGACAGGAAAAACCUGUAAAACAGUUACGAACUGACAGACCAACCCCUGACGCAGACACUAAAGAGGUCAAUAAUAUGAAUCAGGAGACCCUUCUGGAGAAGUACCCUCCGCCCAAUUAUAACGUUCACGCCUUCUACUACACCUGGUACGGCAAUCCGCAGUUCGACGGGAAGUACCUCCACUGGGACCACCCCCUGCUUCCACACUGGGACCCCAAGGUGGCGGCUGCGUUUCCCACGGGGCGACACUCGCCUCCUGAUGACAUCGGGGCUAACUUUUACCCCAGCCUGGGGGCAUAUAGCUCCCGGGACCCCUCCGUCAUCGACGCCCACAUGCGCCAGAUGCGGGUGGCGGCCAUUGGUGUGCUGGCCAUCUCUUGGUAUCCACCUGGUCUGAAGGAUGACAACGGUGACAUAACAGAUGGCAUCGUGCCCCUGGUGUUAGAUACGGCUCACAAAUACCAGAUUAAGGUGACGUUUCAUAUUGAACCCUUUAAAGGACGGGAUGAGAGGACUAUGUUUGAGAGCGUCAAAUACAUUGUGGAAAAAUAUGGAGAGCACCCGGCUUUCUUCAGGUACAAAACAAAGACCGGAAGGACCUUGCCCUUGUAUUACGUUUAUGACUCCUAUCUGCUGAGUCCAGAAAACUGGGCUCUUUUUUUAAAGCCCAAUGGGAAGAACAGCGUCAGGAAUACACCUUACGAUGGGAUCUUCCUGGGUCUCAUGGUCGAGGAGAAGCACAAGAGAUCCAUCUCGUCUUCCGGCUUCGACGGCAUGUACACUUACUUUGCCACCAACGGGUUCACCUACGGCUCCUCCUACCGCAACUGGAGGUCCAUCAAGGCCUUCUGCGACGCCAACGACCUGAUCUUCAUACCCAGCGUCGGCCCGGGUUACAUCGACACCAGCAUCCGGCCGUGGAACUCGCAGAACACGCGGAACCGCAUUAAGGGCAGGUACUACGAGACUGCCCUCGGUGCCGCGGUGGACGCAGGUGCCCGGGUCGUCUCCAUAACCUCCUUCAACGAGUGGCACGAGGGCACACAGAUAGAGAUGGCAGUGCCCAAGUCAGGGGGCACUGCCUACUUGGACUACUUACCACACAAGCCAGGCAUCUACUUACAAAUAACUCGAAAGUGGGCAGAUAAAUUCAGUGAUGAAUGAAAGGUUGUUUUGACAACCAGAUGUCAAACUGUGAAUGUGAUAAAGAUUAAACUGUGAAUGAGAUUUUUCAUAAUGAAGCAGCAAUUGCUGCCUAGUGAUCUCUCCUUUUGUUGAGCCAAGUGACUUGAAAUACUUUUGAAAGUGAACCUAAAAUGUACACUAUAAUCAUGGUUUGGGGAUAUGGAUGUCCCGUGAAAGAAUACCCAGUGUGCUCUGUCUAACUUCCUGAUUUAUCUUAAUUCUAAAAAGAUACUCAAUGCUCCAAUAAAUAAGGUGUUCUUUAUUGUU
This is a messenger RNA of Sardina pilchardus (European sardine), 1884 nucleotides long. RefSeq names its product mannosidase, endo-alpha (gene manea). The record is from RefSeq and is a predicted model, not a curated record. Gene Ontology annotation, cellular component: Golgi apparatus. The transcript is spliced from 5 exons. Bases 286 to 1596 code for a protein of 436 amino acids. Lineage: Eukaryota; Metazoa; Chordata; Actinopteri; Clupeiformes; Clupeidae. Gene Ontology annotation, molecular function: alpha-mannosidase activity.